This is a messenger RNA of Teleopsis dalmanni, 1618 nucleotides long. RefSeq lists its product as uncharacterized. The record is from RefSeq and is a predicted model, not a curated record. NCBI's taxonomy places the organism in Eukaryota, Metazoa, Arthropoda, Insecta, Diptera, Diopsidae. The transcript has 2 exons. Bases 120 to 1601 code for a protein of 493 amino acids.
UAGUUUGCUAGCGUCGUACGGAACUAGAACUGUAGAAGCAUUUUUUUUAAAACGAAAUUAUUGCAAAGUACUGUUUGUCGUUGUCUAUUUGUUUGUUUGUUUGUUUGUUUAAAAAAAAAAUGGGUGAUAUUAGUGAAACAUUAAAUAAAAAAAAUAACACAAAAUGUGAAAAUUCUCAAAAAUUAACGGAAAAUAAAGACGAGGAAUUAACACCAAAUAUUCUGAAGACAUACGCUAAUUUGACGCAACAAAGCUUUUUAAAUGCAAGCGAUCUAAAAGUGCAACCCAUUUCAGGGGCAGGAGAUAAUUCCUAUGGUUUAGUUCUACAGGUAAAUUGUAACGCAAAAUCUGGAGAAAGUUCAGAAACUCCAUUUUCAAGCAUUUUAAAAAUUUCUCCAAAAAAUCCCGCACGUCGUGCUCAUAUGAAUGUUUUUGACUUCUAUACACGUGAAGUUUUUUUAUAUGAGAAGGUCUUUGAAGAGUUUCACGUGUUGGCCGAAGAGCGAAAUUCUAUAAAUGGAGAGUCUGCAGAGAGUGCAUUAUUCGAUAUUGUACCGAAAAUGUUCAGCUAUUCGCUAGAAAAUCAUGACGAAUUUAUCAUUUUUGAGGAUUUAUUAAAAAUUGGUUAUAUACAAAAUGCUAGAAGCAAACCUCCCACAUAUGAUUUGGUGCUGAAGACAUUUCAAACUUUAGCCAAAUUUCAUGCAAUGUCAUUUAUAUUGCAAGCCAAGAAACCAAAAGUCUUUACAGAGCUUGUCUCACAAAUGGUGGAUAAUUUAUUUACCGAGAAUAUUGCCGAUGUGUCUGUAGAAUUUGGUAAAACAUAUAUAAAGCGCACGCGUGACAUGCUUGUGGAGGAAACUGAGCCAAAAACAUAUGAUAACACCGCUGAUAUGAUUGCAGUACUAGACAAGGUAGAACAAAACUUCAAAAAGGUGGGCAUAAGUUGUGUACAAGGAAAUGCAUGUGCGCCUUAUGCAGUCAUUUGCCAUGGUGACUUUUGGAAUAAUAAUAUAUUAUAUAAAUUGGAUAGCAACCAAUGCGCUGAAUCUGCAAAAUUUGUAGACUUUCAAAUUGCUCGGUAUGCUGCCCCAGUACUCGAUUUAAUUCAUUAUACAUUUACUUGCACGGAAAAAACUUUUCGAGAUGCUCAUCUUAAUGAAUUACUUGAUAUCUAUUAUAAAUGUUUAGCUAAACAUAUAUGUCUAUUCGCUUUAGACCCAACAAAAAUUUAUCCAGAGCAAAUUUUCAAGCAACAAUUAUGUAGAUAUGGAAUUUUUGGGCUAUGUAUGGCUGCAUUCUCUAUACCAUUUUUUAUAUCUAAUUCUAAUGAAUUAGUGGAUUUGGAUGAAGUUUGUGAAGCAAUUUCUGUAAUAUCUGCACCUGAGGACUCAACAACACAAAACGCAAACAACAGUGUACCGAGCUCGUCAAAGGACUCAGCGAACAAAAGUGAGGAAAAUAAUGAAAAGAAUCGUGCAUUAAUUAAUGAUUAUUAUCUUUUAACUCCACGUUCGGAGCCUAUAUUUAAAAGACGCAUGACAGGGGUUGUAUGUGAUAUAUUAAAGUACGACAUGGCGGAUUAUGUAUUAAAUUUAUAAAAGUAGUAAUUAUGUUA